AGAGAAAAAGAGGCCAUGGAUUUGAAUGAGAAAAAGAUGAUUCUCUGGGACUGGGACUUGAAGCAGUGGUGUAAACCUCAUUACCAGAAUUCUGGAAGUGGAAAUGGAGUUGAUCUUUCAGUGCUAAAUGAAGCUCGCAAUAUGGUGUCAGAUCUUCUGAUUGACCCAAGCCUUCCCCCACAAGUCAUUUCUUCUCUGCGGAGUAUCAGUAGCUUGAUGGGUGCUUUCUCAGGCUCCUGUAGGCCAAAGAUUAAUCCUCUCACACCAUUUCCAGGAUUCUAUCCCUGCUCUGAAGUAGAAGAUCCAGUCGAGAAAGGAGAUCGAAAAUUCCACAAGGGACUGAGUAGUAGAACCAGUUUCCCAACUGCACAGCUCAGGAGGAGCUCUGGAGCAUCAGCAUUGCUGGGUAAUGAGCACUGUUCAAAGUGGGACCGCAGCAGUGGCAAAAGGCCUCACCAAGAACUAGGUGCUUCAAGUCAUGGGUGCCACCUGAAUGGGCCUUUUAGUUCAAGUCUCCUGACAGUUCCAAAGCCAAGGUCCUCGUCUGUGUCACUGACUCACCAUGUGGGUCUGAGAAGAGCUGGUGCUUUGCCCUGCCUGAGUCUUGUGAAUUCUCCAAGCCAUGUUCCAGUGUCUGCAGGCACUCUAACUAAUCGAUCACCCAUAGACUUUCCUGAUACUGCUGAUUUCCUUUCAAAGCCAAGUAUUAUUUUGCAGAGAUCACUGAGCAGUGUACCCAAUGCAGCAGAUAUCUACCAGUGCCUUAGAAACCCUGAUAGCAAUCUGUGUAGCAGCUGUGGACAUCAAAUAUUCAAAUAUGUUUCAACAUGUGAACCCGAAGGUACAGAUCAUCACAGUGGAAAAUCAGGUGAAGAAGAUAACACUGUUUUCUCAAAAGAACCAUUCAACAUUGUGGAAACUCAAGAAGAAACAGUGAAGAAAGACCGCAGGGAAUUAUUGUUGGAAGGUGAUAGUCACCCCGUGGAAGAGGCACAGCAACCAAAUAUUGACCAGGAAGUGCUACUGGACCCGAUGUUAGUAGAAGAUUAUGACUUGUUAAUAGAGAAGAUGAGCAGCUGGAAUUUUCAGAUUUUUGAGCUUGUAGAAAAGAUGGGAGAAAAAUCAGGAAGAAUUCUCAGUCAGGUUAUGUAUACUUUAUUUCAAGACACUGGUUUAUUGGAAACCUUUAAAAUUCCCACUCAAGAAUUUAUGAACUAUUUUCGUGCAUUAGAAAAUGGCUACCGAGACAUUCCCUAUCAUAAUCGUAUACAUGCCACAGAUGUCCUACAUGCUGUUUGGUAUCUGACAACACGACCAAUUCCUGGCUUACAGCAGAGCAACGAUAUUCAUGAAGCAGAAACCGAAGCAGAUUCCGAUGGUAGACUUGGUUCAGGACAGAUUGCUUACAUUUCUUCGAAGAGUUGCUCUAUUCCAGAUGAGAGUUAUGGCUGCCUGUCUUCAAACAUUCCUGCUUUAGAAUUGAUGGCUUUGUAUGUGGCAGCUGCCAUGCACGAUUAUGAUCACCCAGGAAGAACAAAUGCAUUUCUAGUGGCGACAAAUGCACCUCAGGCAGUUUUAUACAAUGACAGAUCUGUUCUAGAAAAUCAUCAUGCUGCAUCAGCUUGGAAUCUGUAUCUUUCUCGCCCAGAAUACAAUUUUUUGCUUAACCUUGAUCAUGUGGAAUUCAAACGCUUUCGUUUUUUAGUCAUAGAAGCCAUCCUUGCCACAGAUCUCAAGAAACAUUUUGACUUCCUUGCUGAAUUCAAUGCCAAGGCCAAUGAUGUAAAUAGUAAUGGUAUAGAAUGGACCAGUGAAAACGAUCGCCUCUUAGUCUGCCAGGUGUGCAUCAAACUCGCAGAUAUAAAUGGCCCAGCAAAAGCUCGGGAUCUACAUUUGAGAUGGACAGAAGGCAUCGUGAAUGAAUUUUAUGAACAGGGAGAUGAAGAAGCAACCCUUGGUCUACCUAUUAGUCCCUUUAUGGAUCGUUCUUCUCCUCAACUAGCAAAACUCCAAGAAUCUUUUAUCACUCACAUUGUGGGGCCCCUGUGCAACUCCUAUGAUGCUGCUGGCUUGCUGCCUGGUCAGUGGAUACAAGCAGAAGAGGAUGAUGAUACUGAAAGUGAUGAUGAUGAUGAUGAUGGUGAAGCAUUAGAUUCAGAUGACGAAGAAACAGAAGACAAUCUAAAUCCCAAACCCCAGAGAAGGAAAGGCAGGCGGCGGAUAUUUUGUCAGCUAAUGCACCACCUCACUGAAAACCACAAGAUAUGGAAGGAAAUCAUAGAAGAAGAAGAAAGGCGUAAAGCAGAGGGGAACAAACUGCAGGUGGAGAGUACCUCCUUACCUCAAGCAGAUGAGAUUCAGGUCAUUGAAGAAGCAGAUGAAGAGGAAGAGCAAAUGUUUGAAUAGAAGAAAGCUUGUUUUGAAGAAGCCUGGGGUCUGGUGCCCGGGGUUAGCAGUCAUUAACUGACCAUUCCCAUGUGGACAGGCCUUAAUACUGUGAGAGAAUCCUUGCUGCCCUGGCAGUUCUCACUCCUAAGCACUUUGAUCACAAACUAGAGUUGGCUGCAGCUGACAUGUGUUGCAAAGCCUUUCCUCCAAGCCUUCACUGGGUGUAAACAGUUGGUCAUGAUGCUGCUUUGCUGGGCAGUCUGCUCUUUACUUUUCAUGGCGAGGGAAGGCUAAAACGGGAAAUUCAAGAGACUUCAGCUUUCGAAGUGGCCAUAAUGCUUUUUAUGAAAACAGGAUUCAUCUUGUAUUUCCAAAUAUAUCUUCUAUGUCUUUGUUUUGGGGUCGAGAAAACAAACCUCUGCCUAAUACAAAAAGGAAUUUAUUGUGGUCUUUCUGAGUGAUUUCUGCUCAUGGCAGUACACUGUUCAAUGUGGUUCUCCCAGCUUCAUCCAUGAAGGACUGAGGACCUUUGUUAUACUUAACAAAAUCCAGGUGCAUCAAUUUCUGAUGCUUUUUAUUGUUGUGUAUAAUCUACUUGUGUGUUUUACUUCUGCCUAAAGUAUUCAGGUUUGCUGUGGACAUCAGAAGUCUGAAUUCUAGUCUUACUGAUUUUGUUCCAUGGUUGAAUUUUAAAGGUGUUUAACAAUGAAGGAACUUCAUUCUUUAGUCAAAACUGUUCUUAUUUUUAUUUUUGCUCAGGAUAAGUAAUUUUAAAUAUUUAGUUAUUAUAAACAUGGCAUAGAUUUUCCAGGAAAAAAAAUUUCCUAAUAUUGAUGUUACCUUUUAUAAAAUGAGCAACAUUUUAAUUAAAGCCAAGAGAAAGGAGAUAAUCUUGGGCCUUAGUGCAAAAUCAAAUGAAACCAGUCCCAUCAAAGACCUUGCCUAAAUAAUUGGUUAUCUUUAGAUAUGUGUCUUAGGUGUCUUGUAGCCUUAGGUGUCUGGUUAUAGAAAAAUUGGUAUUUUUCUUUUGUUAAUUUCUUUCUGAUCCAAGAAAACACGACAGAGAUGACUCAUCACUAUGUAAUAAUAUUAGAGCUCCACAGAAAACUGAAUUCUUAGGUGAAGUAAAUGAUGGGAAUACAUGCUUAAUUUUUACAUAAAAACUAUAAAUAGUUCAAUAAAUAAUUCCAUACAAAUGCAUAUAAAUACCUUACUAAGAAAACAGACCACAUUUAUAAUGUUUACAUAACCUCAUUAGAAAGUGGCUAUGUGCCCUAGUUGUGAAAAAUUAUUGAAAUUAUACAAAGCAACCAAAUUAUACCAAGGUGGUAAAAUGAUUUCUCAUUACUCUUGAAGACUGUACAAUAUUUUGGAGCCAUUCAACUUGAUACAUAGUUAACUGUCAGUUUCCAUAGUAGUUCCUAUAGAUUGUAAUGCUGGAGUUUCCUGCCUACCUAAGGUAUUUGGGUUGUCUACAAGGCUGCAGUUAAAGAUCUGUUGAGUACUGGGGUUUUUGAUCCCAUAGAUAUCAUAUUUAAUGAAUCACUACACUUUAUUUAUUAAACAUGUUGAGUGUUGAGUUCCUUCCUGUCACUUUUACUACCACACCCACAUUUGUAAAUUGGUUCCACCAUAUAUUACUGAGUAAUAAAACUUUAACUGAUAAUAUAUUGAA
This is a messenger RNA of Myodes glareolus (Bank vole), 4063 nucleotides long. The record is from RefSeq and is a predicted model, not a curated record. Lineage: Eukaryota; Metazoa; Chordata; Mammalia; Rodentia; Cricetidae.